Messenger RNA from Clarias gariepinus (North African catfish), 2356 nucleotides. It is a transcript of the gene got1, whose product is annotated as glutamic-oxaloacetic transaminase 1, soluble. The record is from RefSeq and is a predicted model, not a curated record. Gene Ontology annotation, molecular function: pyridoxal phosphate binding; L-aspartate:2-oxoglutarate transaminase activity. Bases 136 to 1371 code for a protein of 411 amino acids. Gene Ontology annotation, biological process: L-aspartate biosynthetic process. Gene Ontology annotation, cellular component: cytosol. The transcript is spliced from 9 exons. NCBI's taxonomy places the organism in Eukaryota, Metazoa, Chordata, Actinopteri, Siluriformes, Clariidae.
UGCUCAAGCCAGUUUGAAGGUGAAACUCCUGUCCGGCGACUGAAAGCGAUACGAUCUGUAGCUUUGCGUUCAGUCAGUGUUGAUUGUAUUGUAUAUUUUUUUAAAGAAAAGCUCAGAACAACUAAUUAGACCGGCAUGUCGUCCAUAUUCAGCGAGGUUCCUCUAGCCGCUCCCGUCGCCGUGUUCAAACUGACGGCGGAUUUCCGUGAAGACCCGAGUCCUAACAAGGUGAACCUCGGAGUAGGAGCAUAUAGGACAGAUGAGAGUCAGCCAUGGGUACUGCCUGUUGUGAGAAAGGUGGAGAAGCUGAUUGCUGGUGAUGACAGUCUAAACCACGAGUACCUGCCCAUCCUAGGUCUACCUGAGUUCCGUUCCAGCGCUUCAAAGAUUGUUCUGGGGAUGGACAGUCCUGCUAUUCUGGAGAAGAGGGUAGGAGGCGUUCAGUGUCUUGGAGGAACUGGUGCUUUAAAGAUUGGUGCUGAGUUUCUGCGCAGAUUUCACAAUGGAAACAAUAACACAAAAACACCUGUUUAUGUCUCUACGCCCACAUGGGAGAACCACAAUGCUGUUUUUGCUAAUGCUGGGUUCGAGGAUAUCCGUUCAUACAAAUAUUGGGAUGCAGAGAAGCGUGGACUGAACCUCUCUGGGCUUCUGAGUGAUUUAGAGAGUGCACCGGAACACUCUAUCUUUGUCCUGCACGCCUGCGCCCAUAACCCCACAGGCACAGAUCCAAGCCAGGAUGACUGGAAGAAGAUUGCUGAAGUCAUGAAGAGGAGGAAUCUCUUUGCCUUCUUUGACUCGGCAUAUCAAGGAUUUGCCUCUGGAAACUUAGAGAAGGAUGCUUGGGCAGUCCGUUAUUUCGUGUCUCAGGGUUUUGAAACAUUCGUUGCCCAGUCUUUCUCUAAGAACUUUGGCCUGUACAAUGAGAGGGUGGGUAACCUGACAGUUGUGGCUAAAGAUGCAGACAACAUGAGCCGUGUCCUCUCUCAAAUGGAAAAGAUUGUCCGUAUCACCUGGUCCAAUCCACCAUCACAGGGAGCCCGCGUGGUCGCGAUAACGCUGAACACCCCAGAACUCUUUGCUGAGUGGAAGGAUAAUGUUAAGACGAUGGCUGAUAGGGUUUUGCUGAUGCGUGCUGAAUUGAAGGCCAAAUUGAAGGCACUUGGCACCCCAGGCACCUGGGAGCACAUCACUGAGCAAAUCGGGAUGUUCAGCUUCACAGGCCUUAACCCCAAACAAGUGGAGUACAUGGUGAAGGAGAAGCACAUUUAUUUGAUGGCCAGUGGCCGUAUCAACAUGUGUGGCCUAACCACUAAGAAUAUUGACUACGUGGCUGAGUCCAUUCAUGAAGCUGUCACCAGGGUCCAAUAAUCAUAUUUCUCAUGCAGUCUUUCUGUUUGUGUGUGACAAAUAAGCCACCUUCUAAAUGUGGCGAUGUCCUCUCACACUUGUACCCCCGAACCUUAUCAUUUGCUUGCUCUAUGAUCAAACAUAAACUAUAAACUCAAUUACAAUUCAAGGUUACAUAGUUGUCCAAGAGAGAUAGUUCUGUGUCGUCUGUAUUUCACAUGCGCUCAUCCUGGAUUAGAUCAUAAAUCCGAUGCACUUUCUUGUAUAAUUAUGGAGUGAUAAAUUAAUACCACUAAUAUUCUGUUUUUAAAAAUGCCAGUAAUAUAGUGCUCAUGUAUGUUUUGUUUGUUAGGCAAAGUUAUGAGUUGAUUCUGUAAACUGAACAAAGAGGUCAAAUAUAGACACACCCAAAACUAGUCCUUCGGGUGCAGGGUUAUGUUUCCAUAAGGGAGUGAUAAAUAAACACAUCUGUGCUUAUAUGCAAUAGGAUAAAAAGUGAUCUGCAUGAGACUAUUUGAAUAUUAUACUGUCGAGUCACUAGCUCAUGGCUACAAAGGAAGUUGUUUUGCAUAAGCUUUACCCAAAACAUUAAACUAACUUGCUUUAUGUAACCUGCACCAACCUCUGGUGAGGCAUAAAUACAACCACCACCUGACUAUCCUUCGUGGCUGCAUCAUCUAGAUAUUAUCAUUAGUUCUUUUUAGAUACUGGCAUGAACUACAGUGAUUAUCACCAUAGUCAAAAAUAAGAACAGUGUAUAUUUAAUGUCAACAGUUCUUGAAAACAUUUUGCACUUUAUGAUCAGCUUUUGCAUCCUGUGAAUGCUGUGUAUAUGUGUGUUUAGGGUCAGUGCAGUGUCAUGGUCUCUGUCAAAUAUAAUAACAUAUUAGCACAAGUAAGCUUUGGCUUAUGAUUUCCCCAGAAUGUUAAAUAUACAUACACGAAAUAUAAUAAUUAGGACAAACUGAACCAACCUCUUAAAAUAAAAAGAAAAAAAAAUGAAGAA